Molecule: messenger RNA, 978 nt
Organism: Fusarium keratoplasticum
Lineage: Eukaryota; Fungi; Ascomycota; Sordariomycetes; Hypocreales; Nectriaceae
Product: Serine/threonine-protein phosphatase
Exons: 4
Coding region: 1-978 (325 amino acids)
Cellular component (GO): nucleus; cytoplasm
Molecular function (GO): protein serine/threonine phosphatase activity
Source: RefSeq, a predicted model, not a curated record
AUGGCAGACCAACAUGAGGUCGACCUCGAUUCUAUAAUCGACAGGCUACUCGAGGUGCGAGGCAGCCGCCCAGGCAAGCAGGUCCAGCUUCUCGAGGCCGAGAUCCGUUAUCUUUGCACCAAGGCCCGCGAGAUCUUCAUCUCCCAGCCCAUCCUCCUCGAGCUCGAGGCCCCUAUCAAGAUCUGCGGUGAUAUCCACGGACAGUACUACGAUCUCCUCCGACUCUUCGAGUACGGUGGCUUCCCCCCCGAAGCCAACUACCUCUUCCUCGGUGACUAUGUCGACCGAGGUAAGCAGUCCCUCGAGACCAUCUGCUUGCUCCUCGCCUACAAGAUCAAGUACCCCGAGAACUUCUUCAUUCUGCGAGGUAACCACGAGUGUGCUUCUAUCAACCGUAUCUAUGGCUUCUACGACGAGUGCAAGCGUCGCUAUAACAUUAAGCUCUGGAAGACCUUUACCGAUUGCUUCAACUGCCUUCCCAUCGCUGCUAUCAUCGACGAGAAGAUUUUCACCAUGCACGGCGGUCUGAGCCCCGAUCUCAACUCUAUGGAGCAGAUCCGCCGUGUGAUGCGUCCCACUGACAUUCCUGACUGCGGUCUCCUGUGCGAUCUUCUCUGGUCGGAUCCUGACAAGGACAUUACCGGUUGGAGCGAAAACGAUCGUGGUGUCUCAUUCACAUUCGGCCCUGAUGUCGUUUCUCGCUUCCUCCAGAAACACGACAUGGAUCUCAUCUGCCGAGCCCACCAGGUUGUCGAGGACGGCUACGAAUUCUUCUCCAAGCGCCAACUGGUCACCCUGUUCAGUGCGCCCAACUACUGCGGUGAAUUCGACAACGCCGGUGCUAUGAUGAGCGUGGACGAGAGCUUGCUUUGUUCAUUCCAAAUCUUGAAACCCGCUGAGAAGAAGCAAAAGUAUGUUACAAACAGAGCUGGCAGCAUAAGCAAACCGGCAAACUCCCCGCGCAAAAUGAAGACUUGA